GGCUGGGGCUACAACUCGGAGCCGCGGUGCAAAGGACGGGGUGCGAGGCGCUGCAGCCGGUGCCCGCAGCCCUGGGCCGGGCCCACUAGCUGACCGCGGCCGGUCAACCUGGAGGCUGCGUCGCCCGGAGCUAGCCCCCAGCGGCUCGGCUCCGCGCCCGAGAGUCCAGCAUGGACCACCUGAUCCUGUGGACACUGCUGCUUCUGUGCCCCGCAGCCCAGGUUCAGGGCUGUCCAUCAGGCUGCCAAUGCACCCAGCCACAAGUUGUGUUCUGUGCGGCCCGGAGAAGCCACGUCGUCCCAAGUGGCCUGCCACCGGACACGGCCUACCUGUACGCCUUUGAGAACGGCAUCACCUCGCUCCACGACGACAGCUUCCGGGGCCUCCCAGCACUGCAGCAGCUGGACCUCUCCCAGAACAAGAUUUCCAGCCUCCAGAGGAAUGUCUUCCAGCCACUCACCAACCUUGUCAACUUGGAUCUGUCAUCCAACCAGCUGCGUGAGAUCACCAACGAAACCUUCCAUGGGCUGCGCCUGCUGGAGCGCCUCUACCUGGACCGGAACCGAAUCCAGCGCAUCCACCCGGCUGCCUUGGACACGCUGGAGAACCUGCUGGAGCUGAAGCUCCAGAACAAUCAGCUACGUUCGGUUCCUCCACUGAACCUUCCCAAGCUCCUGCUGCUAGACAUAAGCCACAACAGCAUUGCCAUCCUCGAAGCUGGGGCCUUUCGCACGGUGAACAUAGAGUCUCUCAAGAUCGCAGGGCUGGGGCUGAGCAGCUUGGAUGAGGAGCUUUUUCAGAACUUGAACAACCUCCACGAGCUGGACGUCUCGGACAACUCACUGGGCAGAGUCCCGGAGGUGCUCCGGCGGCUCCGGGGUCUCACCAGGCUCAGCCUGGCUGGGAACACCCAAAUCGCUCAGCUGCAGGCGGAGGAUUUCGGGGAGCUGCCCAACCUCCAAGAGCUGGACAUGAGCAACCUCAACCUCAACACCAUCCCCCAGGACUUCUUCAGCGUCUUCCCCAGGCUCCGGGCCAUCACCGCAGCCGAGAAUCCAUUCAACUGCCUCUGCCAGCUGAGCUGGUUUGGGCGCUGGCUACACACCAGCCAUGUCACGCUCAGGAGGUCCGACGAGACAAGGUGCCACUUCCCUCCCAAGAACGCUGCUAAGCUCCUCCAGCACCUGGAAUAUGCAGACUUCGGCUGUCCUGCCACCCCAACCCCCACCCCCACCCUGAGAACCACCUCCCUGCAGCCGGCCGUGCUUCUCACCAGCAGCGGGCACUCUGCGCUGGAGCCCAGCCUUGCUGCUUCCACUCAUGAGCCCGCGCCCCAGCAGGACAGCUCUACUCGCACGCCACACACGGCUGCGCAGGGGCCAACUAGCCCCGAGAUGCAGAUCUGCCCUCCCCGGACAUGCUUAAACGGGGGCACCUGCCAGCUAGACGCGCACAACCACCUGGAGUGCCAGUGCCCCAACGGCUUCUCGGGCUUGUACUGCGAAGCCGAGAUCCAGAGAACAACCCUGCCCCCUAUCACCCAAGCGCCCACGCAGAGCAAGCAAAUCAGUGUUAAGCAGGUCAGCAGCACCUCACUGACGGUGGACUUAAAAAACUAUCAACAGGCCAAAGAUCAGCUGAAGGGCAUCCGCCUGACCUACCGCAACCUGUCCGGGCCCGACAAGCGGCCGGUCACGCUCAGCCUGCCGACGUCGCUCUCCGAAUACACGGUACGCGCGCUGAGACCGAACUCCACCUACCGCCUCUGCACUGGGCCGCUGGGGGAGAAGCCCUCAGAAGGGGAGUUCUGCAUCGAGGCCCACACUGCUGUGCAGGGGACUCACCAGCAGCACCUACCCGUCACCCAGAGCAAAGACAGCAACCUGACACUCAUGAUCGUGCCAGCGCUGGCUGCUGUGCUGCUGCUGGUGAUUGCUGUGACAGCAGUCACGUACUAUCUCCGGCACCGACGGGCUAAGGCACAUGCCAAUGCCGGGGUGGACUCCAGCCCUCUGGAGCUGGAAGGGGUGAAAACGUGUCUGGAAAACAGAGACUUAGCGACCCACAGUCAAAAGCUGCCAGAGAACGUGGUGGUGCUGAAUGGCUUAGAAUGCGACGUCCCCCUGAUGCACCAACGCUACCCCAGUAACAACAACAGCCCAGCGGUCAAGCCGUCCUAUUUCUAGAGCACAAGAGGGACCAUGAGAGAGUCGCCAUUCACAAAUUCCAGAGCCUGGAUGGAUGGGAUACGGGCUGACCGUUGUUAGUACCCAGGGUACGUUCCGCAUGGGACAAAGGACAUCGAGGGUUAACUUAAAUUAAGACAAAACCUCACAUAAUGUGCAAUUUUCCUAGAGGCUUAGGCUUAGGAAGUAGACACUGUAAUUUAUCUGCUCAGCACAUGACUAAGUGCCUGCAUUUCCCUGGCUGCCCUGCUAUGUGUGUAGAGAGAAGGUUUUUAGCCACUGCUACAGAGAAAGAUGUGUGACUUAGUUAAGAGGCCUCAGUGUGCUGGUAACAAAAGCUCCUUUAGCUAAGUGCUGCCCCGGAUAACAGACUCCUCUGUAGUUCUACCUGAAAAGCAAUAAAGGAAGGAAAAAACCCAACACACACAGCCAGAGGUGCAGGGACUCUUGGACUUACUCCCCCAGUGCGUUGAAGGAAAAAACCACCGGGGAAUUAAAGCUUUAAGAACUUUUAGAGAAUAUUUAUACAUGGUUAUUUCCCAUUUCUUCUGGGAAAGCUCUUUUCUAACACAGAUCUGUGUCCUUUUGUUUUGUAAAAUAGAUGAAGGAGGAUGCUUUUUGUACAAAAAUAAAAUCUUUUGUACAGCG
Molecule: messenger RNA, 2834 nt
Organism: Malaclemys terrapin pileata
Lineage: Eukaryota; Metazoa; Chordata; Testudines; Emydidae
Gene: VASN
Product: vasorin
Exons: 2
Coding region: 171-2186 (671 amino acids)
Cellular component (GO): plasma membrane
Molecular function (GO): protein binding
Source: RefSeq, a predicted model, not a curated record